Molecule: messenger RNA, 1629 nt
Organism: Vigna umbellata (rice bean)
Lineage: Eukaryota; Viridiplantae; Streptophyta; Magnoliopsida; Fabales; Fabaceae
Gene: GLC
Product: HXXXD-type acyl-transferase family protein
Molecular function (GO): acyltransferase activity, transferring groups other than amino-acyl groups
Source: RefSeq, a predicted model, not a curated record
AUAUAUUCUUUACAUGUUUUCAUGUCACAAUCUUAGCCUCUACUUGUGUACCUAAACAGAGUCCAUGGAACAACGUGCAUGGAAUCGCUAUAUAUUACAACACACCCAAUUUAUUUUAAACACAAACACAGCCAAAAACAUUAGACAGAGACACAAAAAUGGGAACUGCUUAUGACCACGAUUCUCCUCCUCUACUCGAAGACCUUAAGGUGACCAUCCACAACUCCUCCAUGAUUUUCCCAUCCAAAGAGACUGAGAAAAAGUCCAUGUUCUUGUCCAACAUAGACAAGGUCCUCACCUUUGAUGUUGAAACGGUUCACUUCUUCGGAUCCAACAAUGAUUUUCCUCCCCAUGUUGUCACUGAAAUGCUCAAGAAUGCCCUAGAGGAUGCCCUUGUUGUUUAUGACUUCUUGGGUGGAAGAUUGAAGGCACACCCUGAAACCCAAAGGUUAGAGAUGGAUUGUACUCCAGAAGGGGCAGGCUUUGUGGUCGCUUCCAGUCAAUACAAACUGGAUCAGAUAGGGGAUUUGGAUUAUCCAAACACAGCCUUUUCACAAUUGGUGCACAAGAACAAGAAUUUUCUUAAAGAGGGUGAUGAUCCUCUCUGUGUUGCCCAGAUAACAUCCUUCAAAUGUGGUGGUUUUGCCAUUGGCAUUUCCACAAGCCACACUACAUUCGACGGCCUCAGUUUCAAGACCUUCCUUGACAACGUCGCUUCCAUAGCCGCUAAAAAGCCCUUGGCAGUGACGCCGUGCCAUGACAGGCACCUGCUGGCGGCACGAUCCCCGCCACGUGUCAACUUCCCACACCCGGAGAUGCUGAAGCUGAACGACCUCCCCAAGUCCAACAUCUUCGAAGCCUCAACGGAAGAGCUUCACUUCAAGGUCUUCAAAGUAACCUCAAACGACAUCACGAAGCUCAAGGAAGAGGCGAGAAAUUCAGUUGGUGGUGACAAAACCACACGCAUCACAGGCUUUAACGCUAUCACCGCCCACAUAUGGAGAUGCAAGGCACUGUCAUGCGAUGAUGAUAGGAACCCUAAUAGGUCAUCGACGAUUCUGUAUGCUGUGGAUAUACGUUCGAGGUUGGAGCCUCCUUUGCCGAAAUCUUACACGGGUAACGCAGUGUUAACGGCGUAUGCCACAGCAACGUGUCGGGAGGUAGAAGAAUGGCCGUUCAUGAGGUUGGUUGAAGCAGUGCGUGAGGGUGCAACUAGGAUGACGAAUGAGUACGCAAGGUCGAUCAUUGACUGGGGAGAGAUGAACAAAGGGUUUCCAAAUGGGGAGGUUUUGGUGUCAUCGUGGUGGAGAUUAGGGUUUGAGGAGGUGGAGUUUCCAUGGGGGAAGCCUAAGUAUUGUUGCCCUGUGGUGUACCAUAGGAAGGAUAUUAUUCUGUUGUUUCCUCCUGUUGAUGGAGGUGAUGGGGUGAGUAUUAUUGUGGCUCUUCCUCCCAAGGAUAUGAACAAAUUCCAUGCACUCUUCAAUAAGUUUUUGGGUGUUUGAGAUUCUGGGGGAUUAAUGUGAUAUCUCUAGCCUUUUACUAGUUGUUAUGUAAUAAAGUAUGUUGUUUUUCUUUAUGUGAAUGACGCAGUUUUAUAUAGGAAAAUGUUAUGUUGACAAACAAGGUCGA